This is a messenger RNA of Anolis sagrei ordinatus, 5741 nucleotides long. It is a transcript of the gene RUSC2, whose product is annotated as RUN and SH3 domain containing 2. Lineage: Eukaryota; Metazoa; Chordata; Lepidosauria; Squamata; Anolidae. Gene Ontology annotation, cellular component: cytoplasmic vesicle. The record is from RefSeq and is a predicted model, not a curated record. Gene Ontology annotation, molecular function: protein binding.
CCCCCCGAACUCUGAUGUGAUGCUCCCUGGGCUCUCCUUCCAUGGGCAGCCCCUGCGCAGGAGGACCCUCCUUUGAGCCACGGCAAUGAUGAUGGACAGCCCCCCCAAGCUGUCCGGAGAGACGCUGAUCGUCCACCACAUCCCGCUGGUGCAUUGCCAGGUGCCUGACCGGCAGUGCAAGCGCAGCAACCCCUUUGGCCAGCCGGACCUGGGCCCGCUGCGGACGGCUCCCCUCCCGGAGCAGGACUUCCUUCAGUCCGAUUCCUUGGCCCACCUCCGCCGCAUCCCCUCUGACCCCACAGAGCCGGUCCCGGCCUUGGAGACCCCGCCGGAGGAGGGCCGGGCCUGGGACCCUGGGGCCAGCAGGCGGCAGAACCCUUUCCUGCUGAGCGAGGAUGAGGAGCCCCCCGAAGACGAUGGGCCCUUGGGGCAGCGGUCCUUCCGCCUGCACAGCCACGGCCAGCCCGCCUUCCACUUGCACAGUGAGCUGAGCCUGCCACCCUUCCGCCUCCACAAUGCCGGUCACGGGGUCAAGCCGUGGGGAAGCGCCGCUGCGGCUGGACAGCGCUCGGACAACGCAGUGGACGGCCAGGAGGACAGAGGGAAAAAGAGGCGGCCGGAGAGCAUGGAGCUGGACGAGUACAGCUGCCAACGCGAGAGGGACCCCUCGGACUCUUCCUCGGAGCAGGACUGGGCUGCCGACCCCGACAGCGACCUGGGCCCCGGUCCAGAGGCGCCCCGCAGCCGGACGUGCAGCUGCUCCUCGGGCUCGGAGAUCCAGCGCUGCAGGUGCUGCAGCCUCUCCAGCCAGUCGGAGCCGCUGGACCACCAGAUGGGCUACGCCAGCGACUCCUCCUGCAACAGCUCCGAUGGCGUCCUGGUCAAUUUCAGCACCCUCUACCACAAGAUGAACGGUCACCCGCCCAACCUCAACUCCUGCGAGGAGGAGUCCUCCUCCGGCGGCAGCCAUUCGGACACUGGCGGCGGGGGGGCCUUCUACCUGGACCUGCACUCCUCCCCGCAGGAGGCCAAACUGCGCUGCCCGGAGCCCUUGGGCACGGCCUGCCCCUGCCACGGACCCUCCUCCCCGGUCCUGGACGCCAACUGCAACUCCUACGACCCCUGUGGCUCUGGCGGCUCCUCCUCGGACCUGACCGCCUGCUUCCAGAGCCAGGCCCGGCUAGUGGUGGCCACCCAGAACUACUACAAGCUGGUCACCUGUGACCUGUCCUCGCAGUCGUCCCCCAGCCCGGCUGGGUCCUCCAUCACCAGCUGCUCUGAGGAGCAGGCACGGGUCAGCAGCCCCCCGCUCCAGCCCACCGAGUACUACCUGUUCCAGCGUCCGGCAGAGAGUGGUGGUGACGAACCUCAAGGUCUAGAGGCCGGCGAUGCCGCAGAACCCAAUGCCAACACUGUGGAGGGCCAGCUGUACGUCAACAUUUCCCCACCCACUUUGGCCACCGGGCGCCAGCGCUCCCGCAGCUACGACCGCAACCUGGACCGCAGCCCCUCCGCCGCGGGCCGGCUGGGCUCCCUGGAGCGCAUGAUGAGCUGCCCGGUCAAGCUGAGCGAGGGACCCCACAGCCUGGCCUUGCAGAGCUCCCCGCCCAAGCGGGUGACCUCCUUCGCGGAGCUGGCCAAGGGCCGCAAGAAGAACGGCGGUGGUGGCAGCAGCAGCAGCAGCAGCGGUAACAACAACUGCAGCAGUGGGUGCUCCCCUCCCUUCCGGGCCAGCCGGGACUCCUCCCUGGAGUUCUCCCCCAUCCCGGAGCACCGGAGGGGCGGCAGCAGUGGCGGCGGAGGCAGCGGCUCCGUCUUCCUGGAGGACCGGGGCCCCCGGCACAGCCAGAGCCUGCCCCCCAUGCCCUGGAUCCACUCCCUGCAGCGCAGCCCCGAGGAGGACGACGAGGAGGAGGGCCACAGCAGCCGGCCCCAGGACACCCCUCCCUGUGGGCAGCAGUCCUUCUUCCCCACCUUGGCGGAGGCAGGCAGCCUGGGCCAGAAGGACGUCCGCGCUCGGGCCGACGGCGGUGCUGCGGACGGGAAGGUGUUCCGCUACAGCAAGGACCAGCGCCCCACCACGCUGCCCAUCCAGCCCUUUGUCUUCCAGCACCACUUCCCCCGGCAGCCCAAAGCCCGGGCCCUUCAGAGCCACCUGGCCGCCAGCCUCUCCCAGCUCUACAGCCGCUCCUCUUCCGCUGGGCGCUGUGCCGCCGUGCACCAGCCUCACUCCGCUGCGUCCACCUCCGCGGCUGACCAGCCCAUGCCCCAGCGCUCGGCCGACGGGGCCACCUGCCCCAAGAAGCCCCCACCGGUGAUGGCAGUUGCCCCAGAGACCACGCGCCCCUCGCCACUGGGCAGCUACUCCCCCAUCCGGAGCCACGGGGGGCCCUUCUUCCAGAGCAAUGCUGCGGACUCUUCCUCCUCCUCCUCUUCGUCCUCUGUUUCGCUGCCCACCCCAGAUGGCCACCCACCCCGCAGCCGCUCCUGCCCGGCUUCCGCCAAUCUCCUGCCAGUCACCUCCGUCGCCGGGCCCUCUCCGGCCGCAGCGGGCCACAGUGCCAAGGAAGAGGGUCCUGCUCCUCUUUCCCGGAAGGACACAGCUCCGGAGUUUGAGAUGGGAGAGGUGGGCUCCCUCCCACCCCUCCUCUUGGCUGGGGGGCUGGGCCUGGCCAGAGCAGGGGGGCCACACCCCGAAGCCCAAUGGAAGGCCGGGUGCGGAGAGGCCCUCGUUGGCGUGGGACCCGUGGGCACCGUCCUCAGCCGGCCCCUCAAUGCCCACCACCUCUCUCCGCAAGCCCUGAAGUGGCGGGAGUAUCGCCGGCGGAACCCCCUGGGCCUGGGCCUGGGCCUGGACCGCGGCAGCAGCGGUGCUUCAGCGAGCGGCUUGGAUGGGAAGCAGGCGCCGCCCGAGCCGGAGGGACGCCUCUCCCGGAGGAACCCCCUCUUUGAGCUCCCGGGAGCCCUGGGCGGGGGGCGGCCCUACGCCAGGCUCAACGGACACUCGGUGAAGCAGCUGCAGCUCAACUACUCGGACUUCUUCCCGGACUACUUCUCUUUGGCCGAAAAGCCCCCGGCCGAGUUCUGCCUCUCACCGGACGGAAACACCGAGUCCAUCUCUAUUGAUCUGCUGCAGAAGAAGGGUCUCGUCAAGGCGGUCAACAUGGCGGUGGAUCUGAUUGUGGCUCAUUUUGGGACCAGCCGAGACCCCGGCGUGAAGGCCAAGCUGGGCAACAGCUCCGUCAGCCCCAACGUGGGGCACCUGAUCCUGAAGUACCUGUGUCCGGCCAUCCGGGAGGUCCUGAGCGACGGGCUCAAGGCCUACGUGCUGGACGUCAUCAUCGGCCAGAGGAGAAACGUCCCUUGGAGCGUGGUGGAGGCCUCCACUCAGCUGGGGCCCUCCACCAAGGUCCUGCACGGCCUCUACAGCAAGGUCAGCCAGUAUCCGGAGCUCACCAGCCACACCAUGCGCUUCAACGCCUUCAUUUUUGGGCUCCUCAACAUCCGGUCCCUGGAGUUCUGGUUCAACCAUCUCUACAACCAUGAAGAUGUGCUGCAGGCGCACUACCAGCCGGUGGGCUUCCUGGCGCUGUCGCAGGGGGUCUGCCAGGGCCUCUUUGAGGAGCUCCUCCUGCUGCUCCAGCCGCUCUCGCUGCUGCCCUUCGACCUGGACCUGCUCUUCGAGCACCACCGGCUGCAGAUGGGCCGGGAGCAGCGGCAGAAGAAGGAGCUGCUCCGCAUCCGGCAGGACCUCCUGCUCUCGGCCCACUCCACCCUACAGCUCAUGCGGACCCCCGGCCAGAAUGGGGCCCCCAAUGAGGAGGAAGAAGAGGAAGAGGAGGAAGACCCCCAGCAAAGGAGGAGCAGCAGCGGCAGCAACAUGGUGGGAUGGGGGACCAAGAAGACCCCCAAAAGGCCGGAGGAGGAAGAGGAGGCGGCCCCUGUCCAGCGGGUCAAGGGGGUGGGCGCUCCGUCCGGAGGGAAAUCAGAGGAGGAAGUGGCCAGACGGCAGUGGCCGGAGGGCCCCCCAGGGCCCAAGAGGGACAAGCAGGCCAGCUGGUGGUUCCAGCUCAUGCAGAGCUCACAGGUCUACAUCGAGGGCCCCUCGGAGGGGCCCCGCGCCAUUCGCUACGAGCGCAAGGCGAAGAAGGCGGCCCCCACGACCAAGAAGGUGCCCCCACCGCCACCUCGGGAAGGAGUGGUGGAGGGAGCCGAGGCCUGCCCCAUCGCGGUGGAAGUGCCCCUCAAGGACAGGCCCUUGCCGGGGCCGACGGCAGGGGCCCCCCAAAAGCCAGAGUUCCCAGAGAAGGAGGAAGAGAAGGGCCCCCACCACCGCCGCCCCUCCUGGAUGGGCAGCCCCCCAGAGUCCGUCCUGACGGAGCUGAAGCACAGCAAGGCCAAGGAGGAGGAGGAGAGACCCCAAAAAUUGGGGAGCCCCCUGAAAGAGAGCGGCCCCGGAGUGUCCCUGAGCAACCAGCCCAAGUGGGGGUGCCUCUUCGGAUCCCGGAAGGCCCCCAAGGACUCCAAGCAGACCCCCAACAGGUUGCCCUCUGGCUGGCUGAGCCUGGACCGCUCCAUCUUCCAGCUGGUGGCCCAGACCGUGGGCGCGGCCAGUGGCGUCUGGAGAGAAGCCCACGCAGACCCCGAGAAGCUGGCCCCAGAACUGCCCCCCUUGCACCCCAAGCACCGGACCCCCCUGCCGCUGCUGCCGCCGGACAGGAGCAAGGCCCAGGAGGGACCCUGCCAGGUGAAGGCCUUGUGCCACCACAUUGCCACGGAGUCCGGGCAGCUGAGUUUCCAGAAGGGAGACCUCCUCCGCGUCCUGGGCAAAGCGGACGCCGACUGGCUGCGUUGUGGACGGGGAGCCGAGAGCGGCCUGGUGCCCGUCAUGUACGUCACCCACGCCGAGGACCAGGACUACUGACCUGCUGACCGGCUGGCUAACUGACCGAUGGACCAACAGCCCUGUUGCUGCCACUGCUGCUGGCGCCUCCUCUGCCUCCCUGAGAAGCACAGACCCACAGAGCAAAGGCCGGGCGGGCGGUGAAUGGAGCCCUGACUGGUGGAGGCACCUUCCUCUUGCACCCUCCUUGCAAAGGAGACUGCGUGGUUGUCCUGUGCGCCCCAUUCUCCAGAUGGUCCUGUGGCAAAGGGCACUCCGGAUGCAUGCUCUCGCCCUCCUCCUCGUCGUCCUCCUCUGCGGCCUUUUCCUCUCUUGAUGGCCACCUCCAACUCUUGAGGAUGCUGCCAGGAUGCAGUGACUUCCCCUCCUUGCCUCGGUGGCAGUCCAGUGAUGCCAGGCUGCCACACCCAGCAUGCACUGCUCUCCUUCCAUCCCCAAGUGUCAGUGGGAGGGAACCACAGGCAGAAGCGCAGGACUUCCAAGGAGUGUGUGCCACCGCUGCUGCCUUCCCUCGGCCCCCAUUAUGUCUUGUAUGGCUGCUGGCCGUGGGACCCCAUGCAGGACAGACAACGCUGGCCGUGGGACCACCCCGUUCCUCCGGACCCCCAGCCCCAAUGGAAGGCAUGGAUUUGGGGGAAGGCAUCCCUAUUGUGUGUGUGUUUGUGUGUCGUGUUUAGCUAGAGGCUCUGUGUUAGAGUAGCCAGUCUGGGAAAGUCGCACCCUCCAAAUGGGGGGCUGGGGCAGCAGAGGGACCUUGUCGCAGGCUCAUUGCCCCCCAAAACCCUCUCCUUGGGGUCCAGGAGGGGGCACAACAGGGGGGUCUAAAGGGUGGGAUGGG